CGAUCGAUCAAAUAAAUACCACUUACUCAUUCUCCACCGUCACCAACACCUUCAUCAACACUUCACUAACCCCAUUUUCAAACAACAAUAUUAUAAACAUGGCAGAUGCUGAUAACACCACUCCAGCAACCACUGAAGGUACUCAAGAACCUGAUUUACACUUUGAACCAUUGGUUAAACUUGAUGCAGUAGAAACCAAAACUCAUGAAGAAGAUGAAGAAGUGUUUUUGAAACUUCGAGCCAAACUUUUCAAAUUCGAUAAAGAGGCUGGAGAAUGGCAGGAACGUGGAACUGGUGAUGUGAAGAUCUUACAACACAAAACCACACAGAAAUUCAGAUUAGUGAUGCGUCGUGAUAAGACUUUGAAAGUGUGUGCAAACCAUUACAUCUCUCCGGAUAUGACACUUGCAUGUAAUGUAGGAUCAGAUCGAUCCUGGGUUUGGAAUGUUACCGCUGACACCAGUGAUGAAGGUACGAUGGCUGUGACUUUGGCGAUCAGGUUUGGUAACUCAGAAAAUGCCAAUAUCUUCAAGGGCAAGUUCGAAGAAGCUCAAAAGAUCAAUGGAUCAUUGGCGCCAUCUACUUCUGCUGAGAAGUCCGAUGCCGCACCUACUACCGAUUCUGACUCAAAGGCCGAAGCUGAAACUGAAACUGAAACAAAAGCUGAGGAAGAGACACCCGUGGUUCAAAGUGAUGCGUCUGCUGAUGCAGUUAAGGAAGCUGCUACUACCGAGUCAGCUGAGGAAAAGAAGAAAGAGGAAGAGACUACUGAGAGUUGAUUUGUUGGAAGUUGUAUGAUGAGGAAAGGAGAGAUUGAAAGAGAUUUUGUGAUAUGAAAUCAAACUCCUUUCUUUAUUUGAUUGUUUGAAACCAAAAACAACUUCUCCUAAACCUUUCUAAAUCCCAUUUUGGCAUCCUUUUUGCUACGAUUUUUUUCUACUUUCUGUUCCAACCCUUCUCCGUACCCCAGAUUAUACUUGUGGAUUUCCUUUUUAUUUUGAAUUUUAUUUUUGGGGUAAGAAUCUAACAUGGUUGAUAAUGAUCCAUAAUUUCCAUUUUUUUGCUUCUGUUGGAAAGAACCAUUGGAGUUCCACCUAGAU
Messenger RNA from Melampsora larici-populina 98AG31, 1100 nucleotides. RefSeq lists its product as uncharacterized. The coding region runs from base 99 to 779 and encodes 226 amino acids. The record is from RefSeq and is a predicted model, not a curated record. The transcript is spliced from 7 exons. Gene Ontology annotation, molecular function: GTPase activator activity. Gene Ontology annotation, cellular component: nuclear pore; cytoplasm. Lineage: Eukaryota; Fungi; Basidiomycota; Pucciniomycetes; Pucciniales; Melampsoraceae. Gene Ontology annotation, biological process: nucleocytoplasmic transport.